Molecule: messenger RNA, 1040 nt
Organism: Xiphophorus maculatus (southern platyfish)
Lineage: Eukaryota; Metazoa; Chordata; Actinopteri; Cyprinodontiformes; Poeciliidae
Product: coxsackievirus and adenovirus receptor homolog
Exons: 4
Coding region: 183-683 (166 amino acids)
Source: RefSeq, a predicted model, not a curated record
GGUUCAAGCUGAAGUAGGAACAUUUCUGCAGCUGCUGCAGGUCUGGACACGUUGGAGGGCGGAUCCACUGAACCAACUGGGAUCUAACAGAGUCUGAAGGAUUACUGAAAUGCUGAUAAAAUCCUGUGCUGCUAGUUCAGACACGCCGCUCAGGAUCAGACAGGCUGUUUUCUUCGCUCCUCAUGGCCACUUUACUGCAGCUGCUGGCUUCGGUUCUGGUGUCAAACGUUUGGUUCACAUGUUCUGCUCAGGUCAACAUCAGAGCAGAACCUGGACAGAACAUCGUCCUACCAUGUCGGGUUGCGAACAGCGGACCUAUCAAAGUCGUAGAUUGGACCCGGGAUAAUCUGGGUUCAUAUCGGGUUCUUCUGUACAGAAGUUCCCAGUUUGUCUCAGAUCAACAGCAUCCAUCCUUUAAGGGCCGAGUGGAUCUGCAGGACAGACAGAUGAAGGAUGGAAACGUGUCUUUGGUUCUGAGGGACGCGGCGGCUGAAGACUCGGGAACAUACAAGUGUCAAGUCGUUCAGAGUGGAGCAAAAAACAUGAAUUCAAAUCCCAACUGCAUCAUCAACCUGGACGUUGCUCGAGAGUCGAGGAUAUUUAAAGGCACAGGACGCAAAGCUGGACCUUCUGGACCCGUGAUUGGACUGACGCUUCUUCUUCUUCUUCUAUUUAAAGACUGAUUUAGGUUUAGUUGUUUUUAAAGGAUAAAUUGUUCAGUGAGAUUCUGCUUCACUCCAGACAGCCUGUUGGCUUUUUCUUGAUUUCUUUCAAAUGUUCUGCAUGUUUAGAGUUGCGUUGUUUGUAAAGUUGUAUGUUUUUCAUAUAAAUGUAUAUAAAAUGCUUAUGUAUAUACAUUUAUAUGUAGCGGUGCUUUUCUGUAUUUUUAUUGUCCAGUUAACAGGCCCACUGCUGUUUUCUGGGGUCAAAGUUUUUAUUUGUAAUUCUCAUUUGACAAGUUUCUUUCUGUUGUUGCACCAAAUCAAACCAAAGUUAAUUCUGUUAAUACAGUCGGGAAUAAAAUCCGUUUUUCAGCUGGA